AUGAUUACUUCUGCUCCUCCUGUCAGCAGCGCCGCCGCUGGUGGAAGCGGCAGCGUGACUACUACUCUUCCCGCUUCGUCCGGUACCUCUGCUCUCAACGCUGUCAAGACCAUUGCCGCCGGCGAGACCUUCGAUGGUGGCAUGGUCGCGUACGACCGCGGUGUUUCCUGCACUGGUCAGGAAGAGGGCGAUGACAGUGACGCCGUGUUCGAGAUCGAAGAUGGUGGUACGCUCUCCAACGUCAUAAUUGGUCCUAACCAGAUCGAGGGUGUCCACUGCUACGGUGCCUGUACUCUGACAAACGUGUGGUGGAGCUCCGUCUGUGAGGACGCUUUCACCAUCAAGGAGCAGGAAGACGGAAAGACCACUACCAUCACCGGUGGUGGUGCUUUUGACGCUGAUGACAAGGUCCUGCAGCACGACGGUGGUGGUACCCUUGAGGUCUCUGGCUUCUACGUUGAGAACUUUGGCAAGGUGUACCGUAGCUGCGGUAACUGCGAUGACAUGCCUACUCGUCACGUUGUCAUGGACAAUGUUUACGCCGUUGAGGGUUCUGAGAUUGUCGGUAUCAAUGCCAACUACGAUGACACUGCUACUCUCCGUGGCAUCACCGUAUCCGGUGUCGACGACAUUUGCGUCACCUAUGAGGGUAACUCGAACGGUGACGAGCCUACAGAGUCUGGCUCUGGUCCUGACGGUACCAACUGCAAGUACUCGAACAGCGACAUCACCCAGCAGUCCUAA
This is a messenger RNA of Aspergillus ruber CBS 135680, 744 nucleotides long. RefSeq names its product pectate lyase. The record is from RefSeq and is a predicted model, not a curated record. The transcript is spliced from 2 exons. Gene Ontology annotation, biological process: pectin catabolic process. Bases 1 to 744 code for a protein of 247 amino acids. Gene Ontology annotation, molecular function: pectate lyase activity. Gene Ontology annotation, cellular component: extracellular region. Lineage: Eukaryota; Fungi; Ascomycota; Eurotiomycetes; Eurotiales; Aspergillaceae.